Molecule: messenger RNA, 6384 nt
Organism: Equus caballus (horse)
Lineage: Eukaryota; Metazoa; Chordata; Mammalia; Perissodactyla; Equidae
Gene: MTUS1
Product: microtubule associated scaffold protein 1
Biological process (GO): regulation of macrophage chemotaxis
Cellular component (GO): cytoplasm; nucleus
Molecular function (GO): microtubule binding
Source: RefSeq, a predicted model, not a curated record
CUGGCACAGCAGCCGCCGCCGGCGUGCGGGCGGGGGUGGGACGAGUGCCCAGGUGCAGGCGCUCCCCCGCGGGCACGGGUUGCACCGCGGCCUCCCGGGUGGGCCUGGCGCGCCGCCGCCGGGGGUCCCCAGGGCGCGCCGCCCUGCGUCUCGGCGCCCCGGAGGGCUGGGCUGGCCCGGUGGCGCUGCGGUGCUCAGAUUCCCUUAUACUGGAGUCUCUUAAAUGAGGAUUGGCCUUCAUGGAAACAGAAAGGAGUAGCAUGUUUAGUGCUUUUUGAAAAUAUACCCCACACACGGAGCAACAAAUCGUUUCAACUUCAAAGCAUCUUAGACUAAGAAACGUUCAACUGUGCUGAAGAACUUAGGAGACAGUUUUUCCUUCCCUCUCAUUUGAAAGGACUUAAAGAGGAAAUAAAAUGGCAGAGGUUUAAAGUUAAUAUUCAGGAUGAAUGAUGGUAAUUCAGAUGACGAGACAGGAGAUGCAGUGCAAUCCUCAUCUAUCAGUGAUAAAAAUGGAAACACAUACGCAUACAACCCCAAAUCACCACCUACACAAAACUCUUCAGCCAAUACUGUGAAUUGGAAUUCUGCCAGCUUGGAUGACAUGGUGGUUGAUUGUGAAACCAACUCUGCUGUGGACAUUGGUGAAUCUGUUUCUUUAAACCCUCAGUGUGUUGAAGUACUUGAUCACCAAAAGUCUUCAAGUGGUUUCGUUAGUAAGGAGAUGUUAGAUAUGCACAAAGAUUCCCCACGGCCGUCUUCUGCACGGGUUGUAGAUGGAGAGGAGCCCAAGUACCCACAUAACAAUUGUCAUUCUCUGGAGUCAUUUCAGGCCCAGAGUAUUGAGACAGCUCUGCCUUUUGUGUGGAGAUCUAAUGAUGAUGAUUUGAACUGUACAGACUACCCUUCUGCCUUGGAGCUAAACCAAACAUUUGACAUGAAAGUGGAUAACAUUAACUGCACCUUUAUCACACAUCAUGCCAUUGGAAACAGUCAGUCUUUGCAUACCACUGGAAGUCUGCAACCAACCUGCGUGAGAAGUGGAAAUACAUCUUUACCCUGUUGCGUUCAUGCAUCUUCCCAUUCUGAUAAGAUACACGUGAGAGGAACAAGUUGUGCUAGAGACAGCUUUGAAAACCCUCAAGCCACAAUAUCAGAGGCCCAAGACAUAGCUUACACAGCCUUUUCUGAUGUGGUGAUGCAAACUGAUGUUCCAGAUAGUGGAAAUUGGUGUCAGUAUUCUUUGGGCAAGGUCACCAGUGAGUACACAGAUGGAUCACAGCAAAGACUAGUUGGAGAAAAAGAGAUACAAGCCCUAACACCAGUUUCUGAUGACAUGGAUGUUCCCAAUGGGUCUGUAUUACAAGAGUUCUUUUGUUUAUCUAAAGAUGAACCAAAUAGUGAGACACAUUCACAGAGCUCAUAUGGGCAAAAGGAAAUGAGCCAAAAUCUAAGAGAAACAGUGUCCAAUUGUCUUAUAGAUGAUGAAUGCCCUUUAUUGGUGCCAGCUUUUGAUACAAGCAAAGCCCAAGUGCUGAACCCAGCACAUAAAGUCACUGUGGCUAAAGACACACAAAUUGCUUCCAGCGAAAAGGAUUUGGGAACUCAAAAUCGUACCAUAGAUUUGAUACUGAGUAGCCCACCAGGGCAAAAAGGGGCUUCAUCAUUUGAACUGACUUGGGAUGCAAAUGAUAUGGUCGUUAGCACAAAUAACACAAUUUGCAUGUCAACACCAGUCCUAGAACCCACAAAUGCAACCUUUUCUAUUUCCCCCAUUGAAGCAACAGAGAAAUGUAGUAAAGUUGAGAGGAGUAAUCGAGAGCUUAGAAAUUUACCAAACUUGAAGGGGGCACCUGUGAACAAGUCUAAAGCUAAUCUAGGAAAAUCAACAGCCAAAACGAAUACCCCUGUAGGCAGCAAAGUUAGAAAAACCGAAAUUAUAAGUUACCCAAGACCAAACUUCAAGAAUGUCAAAGCAAAAGUUAUGUCUAGACCAGUGUUGCAGUCCAAAGACCCUGCUUUAUCAAAGGUCGCACCCAGACCUCAGUCAACCAGUGCCUCGUCACCCUCAUCGGUGUCUUCCUCAAGACAGUUGACAGUUUUGAGCAAAACACCAAGAUCUGACUUGAAUACGGACACAAAAGCAGAAAUCUUAAUUAACAAGACGCAUAAGCAGCAAUUUAAUAAACUCAUUACUAGCCAGGCUGUGCAUGUUACAACUCAUUCUAAAAAUGCUUCACACAAGGUUCCAAGAACAACAUCUGCCAUGAAAUCGAAUCAGGAAGAUGUUGACAAAGUGAGUUCUUCUAAUUCAGCCUGUGAGACUGGGUCCGUGGUUGCGUUUUUCCAGAAGAUCAAAGGUGUACUCCCGGUUAAAAUGGAAAGCACAGAAUGUUUGGAAAUGACAUGUGCUUCCAAUAUCGAUCGGAUUAGCCCUGCAAAGAAGGGUGAAAAAGAAAAUGGGACACCUGUGGAAAAACAAGAGCUGAAAAAGGAAAUUAUGAAUGAGACCUUUGACUAUGGUUCUCUGUUUUUGGGUUCUGCUUCAAAAACUGCAACCACCUCAAGUAGGAAUAUAUCCAAGUCUGACUCCUCCAGUCUGAGGAAAACGCCUGGUCCGAAAGCCAAAGUGGGGCCUUCUGUUUCCUGUUUGAGGCGAAACAGUGACAGUAGAAAUCUUAAUUCUGAUCGAGGCUUAACUCCUCAGAGGAUCAGGCGUGUGUCCACUUCCGGGAAACCUACAUCCUUGAAAACUGCACAGCUGUCUUGGGUGAAUUUGCCUAGACCGCUUCCUAGAUCCAAAGCGUCGUUGAAAAGUUCUGCCCUGCGCAGAACGGGCAGCACCUCCUCCCUGGCCAGCACCCACAGCGAUCUGAGCACUCACAGCAAUAAUCCUGGUAAUGCCACUGUCAUCAAGUAUGAGGAAAACCCUCCAAAACCAGCAUUUCAAAAUGGUUCCUCAGGAUCCUUGUAUCUGAAGCCUCUGGUGCCCAGAACACAUGCACACUUACUCAAAACUCCUCCAAAAGGUCCUUCAAGAAAAAGUCUUUUUACAGCUUUUAAUGCGGUUGAAAAGGGCAGGCAGAAGAGUCCCAGAAGUUUAUGUAUCCAGACACAGACGUCUCCAGAUGCACUGUCCUCUGAAAAAACGCUUGAGCUGGCUCGGUAUAAAACAAAAUGCGAAAACCAAAGUGGAUUUAUCCUGCGGCUCAAGCAGCUGCUUUCCUGCGGUAAUACCAAGUUGGAGGCAUUAACCGUCGUGAUUCAGCACCUACUGUCUGAGCGGGAGGAAGCACUGAAACAGCACAAAACCCUGUCUCAAGAACUUGUUAACCUCCGGGGAGAGCUAGUCACUGCUUCAACCACCUGUGAGAAAUUAGAAAAAGCCAGGAACGAGUUGCAAAUAGCUUAUGAAGGAUUUGUCCAGAAGCUAAACCAGCAGCACCAGACUGAUCUCACAGAGCUGGAGAACCGGCUGAAAGAAUUUUACACCGGGGAGUGUGAAAAGCUUCAGAACAUUUACAUUGAGGAAGCAGAGAAGUACCAAAGCCAGCUGCAAGAGCAGUUUGACAACUUAAAUGCUGCCCACGAAACCUCCAAGUUAGAAAUUGAAGCUAGCCACUCGGAGAAAGUAGAAUUACUGAAGAAGGCCUAUGAGACUUCCCUUUCAGAAAUCAAGAAAAGCCAUGAAAUGGAAAAGAAAUCACUUGAGGAUUUGCUUUAUGAAAAGCAAGAAUCAUUAGAAAAACAAAUCAAUGAUCUGAAGAGUGAAAAUGAUGCUUUAAAUGAAAAGUUGAAAUCAGAAGAAGAAAAAAGAAUAUCAAGAGAGAAAGCCAGUUUAAAAAACCCUCAGAUCAUGUACCUGGAGCAAGAGCUGGAAAGCCUGAAAGCUGUGUUAGAGAUCAAGAAUGAGAAACUGCAUCAACAGGACGUCAAGUUAAUGAAAAUGGAGAAACUGGUGGACAACAACACAGCCCUGCUUGACAAACUGAAGCGAUUCCAGCAGGAGAAUGAGGAAUUAAAAGCUCGGAUGGACAAGCACAUGGCAAUUUCAAGGCAACUAUCCACUGAGCAGGCCGUCUUGCAGGAGUCGCUGGAGAAGGAGUCGAAAGUCAACAAGCGACUCUCCAUGGAGAACGAGGAGCUGCUGUGGAAGCUGCACAACGGGGACCUGUGCAGCCCCAAGAGGUCCCCCACGUCCUCCGCCAUCCCUUUCCAGUCGCCCAGGAGUUCUGGCUCCUUCUCCAGCCCCAGCGUCUCACCCAGAUGACGCUGUCGGAAAGCCGGGAGACUAUCUGGAAGCAUUUCUCCAGGUCUGCAGGUCUGCAGGGCUGACCCAACCAUGACCAUGGGAGCAAGAGCUACAUUAGCUGCCGUGUAAUCACCACCCUAGAACUAGAAAGUCGCCACCCCCAGAAUGGGCUCCUCAUGAGACUGGAACUCUGGAGGACGACGUGACUUGGUCCAAGAGACUCCUCCCCAGAAGAUCUCGGAAUUGGUCUACACGGACGCCGUUGCACAAAGCACUUAGAGAACGAGAACCUUGUUCAUUGCCUUUUUCACCUAAGCAUAAGGGGAAAAACUCUCAGGGGCCUAUUAAGAUAAAGAUUUAUAACCUUUAUAAUGUCCUUCACCACAGACACCUUCUUGUGACUUUUAUUUUGGUCUGACUGGGGAUGUGUGAAUGAGAUGGAUGUAACAGAGUGUCAUGUGUUUGAUGCUGCCUCCUUUGCUGUGUAUUCAGAGUCAAAAGCUGAACAUAUCUGGAUAUGUACCAAUCAAACCAUAGUCGGUGUAUGCAUUUCUGCAAAAGCCAUAGAAGAGCGAGCAAUACUUGCUGGAAUUCUGGGUCUCUACCACCACCUCCGCUCAGCCCUUUGAUAUGGGGGGAGAGGGAAUGGCAGGAAAAGCUUUGAGAUGUCCAUGUCUGUACAUCCUCAGAAUCCUUUUGGAGUAUCUUGGUGGCAGUCUUUCAGUGUUCAGCCAUGUCAGUUGAAACUGGCUAGGAUUUUUUCUGUAGAUUUUUAACUUACCCAUGUGAACCUAACAUUACACUAUGAUCUGUUUUCUCAGGCUAUGAGCAAAUGUAGAACUGUAAUUUUUCUAGAAAUCUGUAUAAAGAAAAAGGGCAGUACCAAUGGAUUACUUCUGCCUUAUGUUUACCUUGAUCUAGGCUAUCCUCACAGAUUUAAACUGUCAUCUUUCCCGUUAUCUCGUCUCUUCCUUUUCCUUCUGCCCCCAUCCAGAGCCACAAAAGCAAACCUUCUACCUCCUACCUACUUUUCUCUGGGACAAGGAAAAAGGAACAUGCUUUUCCAGAGCCAGCUCAUCUUCAAGGUACUGAAUACCACCUACCAAGUAAACCAAGGCCUGGAUCUGAUAUUACAAAUUUUGGGAAACCCUAGAGAGAAUAAAGAAUGGGAGAGAGUCAGUGGCUAACAAAACUAAGAUAGGAUUCAGUGCUUAUUAAAGAAUAGGAGCACCUUGAUUAAACCAUAGAUGCAGUAUUUAAUAGAACAAAACAGUCCGGUCAGAUAAUGCUAAGUUUCCACAUACCCUUUGAGGAGUCUUUCUGUCCUGGGAAGGUGGCAAAAUGGCCAACAAGUGGAAGAUGUGGCUUGUACAACUCUCCUCCAAGUUGCAUUUCGAUUUCUUUUCAAAGCUUAUUACCUCCCCCAAUUCUGAUACUUUGCGGGGAGGUGGAAGGAAGAGCUGUGGCUUUUUCUCCCUCUGCUUGCAUAUGCCAGCAUCGCAGUGUCAGUAUUUACUAACCUGCGUUGCUGACGUUCGACGGCUGUACAGAUAACCCCUAUGGUAAGAACAGAUUCAGGACACUAGAGGUGGAUAUUUGAGUCAUCACUUACAUGUAUACUUCAUAGCAAAUUGAUAUUCAUGACGCAUGUUUUUUUCAAAUUAGUGAUUGUGUCUGCAGUCUUUUACCUCCAAUAGUUUAUUAUGUAUGUAACCUUCCAUGUUUGCUUCUGAUAAAUGGGAACAUAAGUUCACUGCCCCUUCCUGGAAUCUCUCUCUGCUCACCCUUCUAAGUUCUCAAUGUUAUUAGCCAAAGUUAGGUUUGCCAUCCAUCCCCUACGCAUGGUAUAUCUUGUGCUGUUCCCUGCUGUCCUCCGUACCAUUUAGGUGUCUGGGGAAAUCAAUCUGACACAAUUAAUAGAAAAUGUCUUCAGAGAGUGGGAGACAACAGGAGAGAAAAUAGGAAACAAAACUUUAAGAUGUUUUUCAAACCAAAUGUUUUAUGUAUGAUGCAAAAUGUUGGCACGUCAUAAAAAUAUGGAUGUGUAAACAACUGUAGUUGUGCUCAGUUUGUAGUGAUGGAAAGUGUAUUUUACUUUGAUCAAAUAAAUAAUGCUGGAAUAUUCAAUAUAA